ACCAAGUAACAACCAAAUCCCCUUCCUAUAUAAACCAACACCCUUUUGCUUCUUCCCCUUCACAACACCAACCCAACGCGGUUAACCUCAUUCCUCUCCUCUGGCUUCUCCUCCUUCUUCCGCCGCCGCAACCACCACCAACCUCCGUGUCCGUUCGUUGUGAAUGGUAGAAACCCUAAGCAAUCUCGAUUUCAUGCGCUCCCUUUUCCCUUCUUCAAGGGCGAGCGCGAUUCUCCUCCGACUUUCCCCUGCUUCUGAAUUCUCCUUCGGUUCUUGCAAAGAAGGCUGGUACUACCGCUGCAUCGGCCUCGACCCCUGAGAAAAUCCUUCACCCAAACCAAUCCGAUUCAAUCCCCCAAUUUUGUUUUUCUUCUUUUCCGGAACCAUCUCGAAUUUUCGAUUCUUGGCAAUUUGUGUUGCGAUCUGAUUUUGUUUCCCGUUGUGAAUUUGUGUUGAAUUGAACGAUUGAAACGAUGUUGAUGAACAAGCAGAAGAAGAAUCUGAACGCGAAUGCGAUGAGGUUGUUGAUCAGCAUCAAUGUGCUGGGAAGCGCUGGCCCGAUUCGCUUCGUCGUGAAUGAGGAGGAGCUUGUGGCGGCGGUCAUCGACACCGCCCUCAAAUCCUAUGCUCGUGAGGGGAGGCUUCCCGUUCUCGGAACUGAUACCACCGGUUUCGCUCUCUAUUGCCCCCACGUUGGAUCUGAUGCUUUGAGUCCAUGGGAUAGAAUUGGAUCACAUGGAGCUAGGAAUUUCAUGCUAUGCAAGAAGCCACAGGGAUCUCCUGGUGUAGCAGAAUCUGCUGGAACUACACCACUUCCACGAAGGAGGAGCAGUGGGAGCUGGAAGGCUUGGUUCAACAAGUCCCUCAGCCUCAAGAUUUCUUCCCAUUGAUUGAUGGAUACAAAAUUUGACUUGUGAGGAAGGAACUGAAGAAAUAAAUUGUGAUACAUUUUGUGGUGAAAUCUACAUGGUAUCUUUUGUUCUCACGCAAGCAAGAGAACCAGUUUAGGCACUCAAACUCUUUGAGGUUUAGGUUUUGAUUGAUUUUCAUCCAAUAAAGGUUAAGUUUUGUUUC
Molecule: messenger RNA, 1074 nt
Organism: Lotus japonicus
Lineage: Eukaryota; Viridiplantae; Streptophyta; Magnoliopsida; Fabales; Fabaceae
Exons: 2
Coding region: 474-890 (138 amino acids)
Source: RefSeq, a predicted model, not a curated record